This is a messenger RNA of Cordyceps militaris CM01, 1914 nucleotides long. Its product is annotated as glutamyl-tRNA synthetase. Gene Ontology annotation, cellular component: methionyl glutamyl tRNA synthetase complex; cytosol; cytoplasm. Gene Ontology annotation, molecular function: ATP binding; glutamate-tRNA ligase activity. Lineage: Eukaryota; Fungi; Ascomycota; Sordariomycetes; Hypocreales; Cordycipitaceae. The coding region runs from base 1 to 1914 and encodes 637 amino acids. The record is from RefSeq and is a predicted model, not a curated record. Gene Ontology annotation, biological process: translation; glutamyl-tRNA aminoacylation. The transcript has 2 exons.
AUGACAAACCCCAAACUUGUCAAGAUUCUAGCUGGGCUUGAAACUCCUGAUUUCAAGUCCAACGAGCCCGCCUUGCACGAACUCGAUCAAUUCCUCACUUUGCGUAGCUUCCUCGGCGGCUAUAGCUUGGGUGAGAUCGAUGAGAAAGUUUGGACAGCUCUCCGUCUCAACAAGGUGACUGUCGGAAUUGUUCGGCGCAACUUGUUCCGGAAUGUCACCAGGUGGUUUAAUCAUCUCGAAUCGACAUAUCCUGCUCUUCAGCAGGCUGUGGAGGCUAGCGCAUUAUCGUCCAAAGCAAAGGAUGUCGCCAACGUUAGCCAAGCUGGCGGUCGCUACAAUAUUAAGCUGCAAGAUACUGAAAAGGGGGUCGUCACUCGAUUCCCACCCGAGCCAAGCGGCUAUCUGCACAUCGGUCAUGCUAAAGCGGCUUUUUUAAACGACUACUUUGCGCAUGAUGCCUUCUCUGGAUCCAUGAUCCUGCGUUUCGAUGACACGAACCCGAAAAAAGAGAAGCAAGAGUUUGAGGAUUCCAUUGUCCACGAUCUUAAGCUACUUGGAAUUGAGACUCAACGAUUGACGUACACGAGCGACUACUUCGAACAACUUUACGAACUGGCCCAGAAGCUCAUUUCCGACGGGAAUGCUUAUGCUGAUGACACCGACCCCAAGAUCCAAAAGAACGAUCGUUACAAGCGUCUCCCCAGUAGCCGCAGGGACCGACCGGCUGCGGAGAGUCUCGAAAUCUUCAAGGAGAUGAGAGAGGGAACCGAACUCGGGAAGAAACACUGUAUUCGUGCUCGAAUCGCUUUUGACAGCUCCAACGGCUCUAUGCGUGACCCUAUCAUCUACCGGUUCCCCAGUUGGGAUUACGAGGAAGGGCCACAACCCCAUCACCGUACAGGUUGGGCGUGGAACAUUUACCCUACCUACGACUUUGCUUGCCCUUUGGUUGAUUCAAUCGAGGGCGUCACGCAUGCUCUCAGAACCACUGAAUAUGCCGAUCGCAAUGAGCAGUACUACUGGUUCCUUGAGACUCUGAACAUGCGCCGUGUUCACCUAUGGGACUUUGCAAGAAUCAACUUCAUCAAGACGUUCUUGUCAAAGAGAAAGCUCACCAAGGUGGUUGACAGUGGCAAGGUUGAUGGUUGGGAUGACCCUCGGAUGCCAACUGUGCGCGGUAUUCUGCGACGUGGUCUCACAGUAGAUGCCCUUCGCGAGUUCAUGUUGAAACAGGGGCCGAGCAGAAACGUUGUUUCGAUGGACUGGACCACCCUCUGGGCUACGAACAAGAAGGUCAUCGACCCUAUUGCGGCUAGACACACUGCUAUCGAAACGACGGGCAAGGUGGCUCUUUCUAUUGAAGGAGCCGCCCAUGCGCCGUGGAAUGAAACUCGACCCAAACAUCCAAAGAAUGCCGACAUUGGAAAAAAAGAAGUUGCAUUUGCAAACAAGGUCUUCAUUGAACAAGUUGAUGCUUUGUCUUUCAAAGUAAACGAAGAAAUUACGCUUAUGGCCUGGGGAAAUUUCAUCGUCAAGCGCAUCGUCCGGUUAGAGGAUGGCACCGUUGGUAGCCUAGAAGCGGUACUGAACCCUGGAGGGGACUUCUCCAAGACAAAGAAGGUUCACUGGCUCGCCGCUGAAGGUACUAAGCAUUUCGCUAUAGAGCUCUGGGACUUCGACUACCUUCUAUCUAAAGAUAGUUUAGGUAAGGAUGACGAUUUGGACAAAUUUUUGACAACCGUCACUGCCACUAUGACCGAAGCUAUUGUUGGUGGCGAUUGUGAGGGCCUUAUUGAUGGUGAUAUCAUUCAGCUCGAACGAAAGGGCUAUUUCCGAGUCGAUAAAGCCAUCGGUAAAGGACCCGAGGGCAAGGCAGUUAUGUUCAAGAUCCCUACUGGUUCGACUAAAGCGUGA